This is a messenger RNA of Dermacentor andersoni, 2093 nucleotides long. RefSeq lists its product as uncharacterized. The record is from RefSeq and is a predicted model, not a curated record. Lineage: Eukaryota; Metazoa; Arthropoda; Arachnida; Ixodida; Ixodidae. Gene Ontology annotation, molecular function: serine-type endopeptidase inhibitor activity.
CCAUCCAUCCAUCCAUCCAUCCAUCCAUCCAUCCAUCCAUCCAUCCAUCCAUCCAUCCAUCCAUCCAUCCAUCCAUCCAUACAUACAUACAUACAUACAUACAUACAUACAUACAUACACACAUACAUACAUAUUCAUACGUUCAUGUCUAGAUUUGUACCACAAACAGCAGUUUUCGGAAUAUCGUCGCUAUGCCAUUUCCAUACUAGCAUUAAGACAGUGAGAAAACAGCGCUUAAUAUAAGAUUAACAAUAAAAGACAACUACUGUGGCAAUUGCAAUGGCGGACGCCGCGACUGUUCUGUAUAUGGCAUAAACGCUGGAAAUGGGGUUUCUUUGAGUUUUCGCGUAACAGAGUUAUGAACUCUCAACGUGAAUUCUUCUUCUUCUCCCGUCCAUUUCUUGCAUAUGCACCCACAGUAGCGGAUUAGUCAAGGAGAUUCUUGAAGGCCCCGUACUAUUCUGUGUAGGAGAGAAAAAGAAGAUUUUAUGUUCGUUUCUCGUUUACUAGAAUAAGUGCUACAUAGUUCAGCCUAAAAAAAAAAAAACCAAUGCCCCUUUUUGUGUGUUCAUGCAAUCUCUGGAAAUAUGCCGACAACACUUGCCGUGUCCGUUCCUGCUCGCAGCGAGAAGGGGUCGAUGUUUUCACACAUGCUUACUUUUCCCGCAUACCGCACGCGCCAACACCCGUGAGAUCCAAGUGGUAGUUCGCGUCCGAAGGCUGCUUGCUGAGAAGCGGCGGCAUAUUACACGAAAAGCACCGCUAGCGACUGUGAAUGAUUGCGCAUGGCCGGGCUGCUGCACUUCGCCCACGCCGCAUGGGCUGCACCAACAUGGCUGACAUAACGCGACCCGGCGAGCGUGACGUCACGCGCAAGCCAUGUAUAGUACAUAUAACGGUGCUACAGCUGCGCCUUGACUCAGAUCACUAUUUGUGACAACGGCGUCAAGGAGACAGCAUUAUAUCGGCGAAACGUUUUUCACCUGCUGCUGGGCUCGCAAGGAAGUUGGAAUGCGUCGCCUGAGUACGCUCGUCUCAGUGUACGUUCUUGCAGCUGCGGCAUUCGCAGAUAUUCAAAAGACUGAUGGCCCUUUAAAAGAGUAUCGCGAGAAGCUUUGUAACUCUCCAAACACAACGAACCCGAAGGUGGAAGAUGCGAUGGAGAUGCCCGGGUAUUACGCAACGAUGCACUACUACAACACAACGAUUGACGACUGUGAAGAGUUAACCGAGUCAAUCUUUUCACGUGGCCCUGAAUACGGCGUGUUUUAUGCACGGUUCGACUGCGUCCGCACUUGCGCUCCAGGAAAGAAUAGUUCAUUCUGCGCCGACCCUCCAUAUCAACGUAUGAGUGAAGGCGAAAGUGGAGGAGGAAGGUUUGCAUGGUUUUACAACAUUUCGAGUGAACAAUGUCAGCGGUAUAAGGCCAGCAGUAACCCAUGGAAAUUUCCGAAACGAGUUAAUGGUUUCGGCGCCAAAGGCUUUUGCGAAAACAACUGCGGGAAAUUCAACACCAAGAACGUGAACGGCUCAGAGACUUGUGAGCAGAUAGUGUCCUGCACCGAACGACCACCCGGUUUUUGCGACAAAGACGGCGACGCCACAAGGUACUUUUACAACAGCUCUUCAGGAAAUUGCGAGCAGUACGAAGUCUGCGAGGACAAUUGGCCACGAGGAGCUACUGCAGUAAAUUAUUUUGUCACUCAAGAACACUGCGAGUUAAGCUGCAGUUGGCUCAACCAGACACGACAAACCGGAAGUGAAAUGGCAUCGAUGUGAGCUGAGGCUGGCGACAUGGUCCUAAGUGGACUAUAUGUGUGUCUUAAGACUGGGUUUGAGAAAAUUUUCUUUCAGAGAAAUCCACACUACUUUGCCUCGUAGCUUCGUGCUAACGUCGGUGGCAUGGCAAUUGUCUCCUAAAUAAACCUAUCUCUACGUCGCAAGCUUCCGCAGAACUCAUUUGGCACUUCCAAAACAGUGUUUGUAUCUCGCCGAUCCGGUUGCAUUGCUUGACCUAAAAAGAGCAGCACAUUGGGCUGUCCUGAUCAUUCAGAGUGGUGUAUUUCGUAAAAUAAAUCUCUGCCUAAACAAUA